Molecule: messenger RNA, 3154 nt
Organism: Solea senegalensis (Senegalese sole)
Lineage: Eukaryota; Metazoa; Chordata; Actinopteri; Pleuronectiformes; Soleidae
Product: active breakpoint cluster region-related protein
Exons: 23
Coding region: 407-2929 (840 amino acids)
Biological process (GO): positive regulation of GTPase activity; signal transduction
Cellular component (GO): membrane
Molecular function (GO): guanyl-nucleotide exchange factor activity; GTPase activator activity
Source: RefSeq, a predicted model, not a curated record
AAGCUACAUGGAACUCAGCCAUCAUUGAGUUGAUCAUUUACACCUGUGAUAGUCCUACCAUGCUCUACCUAAAAUGGCUGCUGUGCAAAAGACCCAUCAACUUUUCAAAUGAGUAAUCGUAGUGUUGUAUUUGUUGCUAUCCUUGAAAUUAACAGUGUUUGUCGAUUGUUUUUUUUUUUGAUAAAAUCAGUUUUUUAAAACAACACUUGUCUGACCAAAUGUCUCUUAAACGGUUCCCCUUCCUUCCAGUUCACUUGGCACCUUCCUUCAGGAAUCUGCCAUAAAAGGAUUUCUCAGAGAAAAAAGCUGGUUUGACUGUCCCUGAGUCCAAGGCAGAUGAUGGCCUCAUGCAGUCUAGAGGAGAGACCUCAGCUACACUGUGAGGUAAAAGACCUGUGAGACUCUGAUGGACGUCUACCAGGAUGCUGUGCAGUAUCUGCAAUCAGAACACGUGCCAGUGGAAGUGGAGACUGCUGUCUUGGUGGAGGAUGUGUUCCAUGAGGAGGAGGAGGAGGAGGAGGUGGUGAUGCCCUCUUAUCUUUCUUCUCUUCAAGAAGAGAGCAUAGACCUCCCUGUAACCCCUACAUCCUGCAGCUCAGAGGAAAUGUUGGAGAGGAGGCUGUUGGUUCUCAAAGGCAUCGUGGAGAGUGAGGAGGUUUAUCUGAGAGAGUUGGAGGUGCUGCUCAUGCCCAUGAAGGCUCUGCGGGCCUCAGCUGGGACCUCCCAGCCGGUUCUGUCCAGUCAACAAGUCCACACUGUUUUCUACCAGGUGCCUGAGCUUAGAGACAUGCACCAAAGCUUCUACUCAGACCUGAAGGCCCGGCUGAACGCUCACUGCCACACAGAUCCUGCCUCGGGUGAACAAAGAGACAUGAACCACACAGACUCUGAGCUGAUGGUGGGGGAAGUGUUUCUGAAAAUGGUGAACCAGAUCGGUCUCUACGGUGGUUUCAUUCAAAACUAUGAAGAUGCCGUUGAAGUUGUCCGCAAGUGCACACAGUCAGACCCUCGCUUCAGAACUCUGGCCGAGAGCAUGAUGUUGAACAACGGCGCUGACAAGUCUCGCACCAAAUACACAUUUGAGGCUCUACUAUACAAACCUCUGGACAGAGUGACCAAGACAACACUAGUGCUGCGUGACCUCCUGAAGACGACACCAGCGGAGCAUAGCGAUUACGUAGCUUUGCAGGAAGCGCUGAGAUUGUCUCGCAGCUUCCUGUCUGGUGUCAAUGAGAGUUCACAGUGCAAGCGAGAUGUCAUGCUCAGUCACGGAAUGAGACGUCAGCUGAUGCGUGACGGCUUUGUGGUGGAUGGCACUGAUGGAGAACGCAACCUGCGACACAUUUUCCUUUACACCGACCUCCUGCUGUGUGUCAGAUUAAAACAUACCACCAGAGGGAAGCAGGAUCAGUACAGGUUCUGCUGGUAUCUGCCUCUGGCUGGUCUCAAACUACACUGGUCUGCAGAUCAGGAACGACCGUCGGACACACACCUCCGUUUACACACCAUAAGAAGCAAGAUGUAUCUCCUGCGACAGCAGAUUCGGCAACAAUCGAGGGGAUCCAGAGGAAUGUCCUUUGUAGCUCGCACCAAGAAGAAACUAGAGCAAAUGGAUCUGAUGCUGCUCACAUACUCUCCUCUUUAUAGACUGGAGCUGCACAGCCCUAGUGGCAAGAGUCACACUCUCCUCCUCUCCUCCUUGUAUGAACUCGAAGAAUGGAGAGAAGCCAUUCAUAAACUCAGUGCAGACAACAUAGAAACUGUCCCACCAGACCUGCUCACUCUCACCAGUGCAUGUGUGAAACUGAGAAUGACCCAGCAGCCACCACUACAAAUCUCCAGGGCUGCAGUAGAGGACACAGAGUCAUUGUGUGGGACUCUGCGUGUGGCCAUUCACUCUGCCCGCGGCCUGCAGCAACCAGCACGUGUUUAUGUGUGUGUGGAAGUGGAUGGAUGUGACUUUUAUGAUAAUGAGACACAGACACACUCUUCAGUCCACAGCCUCAACCCAUACUGGGACCAGGAGCUGUCUUUCCAGGUUGACGGGGCUCAGAACCUGAGGCUGCUCUGUGUGAGUCAGUCCGACAGACGGGAUGAUACCGUCCUGGGAAAAACAACCUUCAAGUUGGAGUCUAAAUCCCUGCACAACGGAUGGAGGAGACAGAUUUUACAGCUUGGUUCUCUGGAGUUGACUCUGUCCCUCAAGUACAGUCACCACCGGCUUGAACCACCGAGCUCCACAGCUUCACCACUGCCUGUUUUCAGUGUCCCUAUCGAAACUGUGGCUCAACAGGAUGGAGUGCUGGUUCCCCACGUGGUGCGAUGCUGUGUGGAGGAGGUGGAGAGUAGAGGCAUGGAUGAGGUGGGAAUCUACAGGGUUUCGGGGACAUCCAGUGAAAUCAACGCGCUCAAGAAUGCUUUCAACAGCAGUAAGAAAAUACAGAAUCUGCGUGAAGCUGUGACCAGGCUGAGAAGUGUCGACGUGAACAACGUCUCUGGUGUCCUCAAGCUGUACUUCAGAGAGCUGCCUGAGCCUCUUAUACCCGCUGAGCUGUUCCACAGUCUGGCAAGGAUGCUGGAUAUCCAGGACAAACCCUCGCGUCUCGUCUCCAUGUUGUCUCUGCUACAGUCCUGUCCUGUGACCAACCGCCACACCUUCAUCUACCUCAUGCACCACCUGCAACGUGUGUCUGAGAAGGAAGACGUCAACAAGAUGUCUCUGAUGAACCUGGCCACAGUGUUUGGUCCGAGCCUUUUACGCCCCCCUGUGGCUGGACAGGGUGAUGACCCAGCUGUGAACAUAUCCCAGGAGGUGGUGGUUCAGGUCCAGGUGGUUUUCUGCUACCUGCAGUGCAACAACCUCCCUGAAGCCCAGAUCUCUGUGCCACAUGACACAGAUGCUGAAGAUGACGAGACCACCCACAUGUGAGACCACCAGCAGCAGGGUCACGGCUGGCAGAAAGAAACAAAACAAAUGUAUUUAUUAUUGGCACAAUUAUUGUGACUUUUGAAGUUUUUUUUGUAAAAAUAGUUUAACAACCUUUUUUUUUGCUACAUUAGAUGUGAGUUGUGAAAACGACAACUCCAACAUGUAAAUAAAUGGCUACAGCAUUGUGACGCGUCGACAAUAAAUCCUUCCAUGGCUGUUUGUGAA